Miniopterus natalensis is the source of this 1902-nucleotide messenger RNA. The record is from RefSeq and is a predicted model, not a curated record. Lineage: Eukaryota; Metazoa; Chordata; Mammalia; Chiroptera; Miniopteridae.
ACCUUGCCUGCUGCUGACUGGCCUGGGAUUCAUGGAGAGGGCCUCGCGGGGCAGCUCUGAGUACUGCCGUGCCCAGCAUCGCCGUGCCUGCUGCUGAGGGGGCCCCUGUGCCUCUGGCCCUCACCAUUGCCCUCGCCUGCCGAUGGCCUCCACCCGGCCCAGGGCCACCUGAGCCCCCUGCACCCUGCCAGGACUUGCCGUGCCCCGAUGGGGUAACGUGACAGAGGCCCGUGCAUCAGAGCCACUGCCCGCCGUGGCCAUCGCCUUUGACCCCCACCCCAAGGACGCUCUAUUGGUUCAGUUUAAGUUUGUUUUUCCUUUAGUCCUUGUGGGCUUGGGGCUCGCCUUUGAGUGAAGAGGACUGUCCACCCGUCCAUCUGUCCACCAAUGCAGAGAGGACGUCCCCAGUGACAGGCACAGCCCUGGGCACGGAUCGACGGCCAGAUUGACUCUAGGCUUUUAAAAGUUUUCUUUGCUGAGCUUUUUGGUUAUUUUUAUUUUCGCCCUUUUAUGAUUAUUCGUCUCUAAGAGGCAGGAGCUGGACUGGCCCGUUUUACUCUGGGCGGGGGCGCUGUUUUUUCUUUUUCUUUUUAAAGAGUUGAGUUUUCUUUUUUAACUAUCCCCACUCCGAGAGCAUCCUACCCCCUCCCAAGUAUUUGCACAAUAUUUGUGCGGGGUGCGGGGGCAGGUUUUUUAAAAAGCAUUUUCUCUCUUUUGGAAAAGCACAGAGAUCCCGUUCUUGGGUUUUGGGGGUCUGGGGGCCCCUCCUGUGAGUGUCCCCAGCCCGUCUCGGGGAGGAGCCAUGGCACGCAUGAACCGGCCGGCCCCUGUGGAGGUGAGCUACAAGAACAUGCGGUUCCUCAUCACGCACAACCCCACAGACGCCACCCUCAGCACCUUCAUCGAGGACCUGAAGAAGUAUGGGGCCACUACCGUGGUGCGGGUGUGCGAAGUGACCUACGACAAGGCCCUGCUGGAGAAGGAUGGCAUCACCGUUGUGGACUGGCCAUUUGAUGAUGGGGCACCCCCGCCUGGCAAGGUGGUGGAGGACUGGCUGAGCCUGCUGAAGGCCAAGUUCUGCGAUGACCCUGGCAGCUGUGUGGCCGUGCACUGCGUGGCUGGCCUGGGAAGCAGGUGGCCUGUCAGGGAGGGGAGCAGAGGCUUGGAUGACCCGGCCCUGCUGUCUGCCCCCAGGGCUCCGGUCCUCGUGGCACUGGCCCUCAUCGAGAGCGGGAUGAAGUAUGAAGAUGCCAUCCAGUUCAUCCGACAGAAGCGGCGCGGAGCCAUCAACAGCAAACAGCUCACCUACCUGGAAAAAUACCGGCCUAAACAGAGAUUGCGGUUCAAAGACCCACACACGCACAAGACCAAAUGCUGUGUCAUGUAGCUCAGGACCUCAACCGCCUGGGGCUGAGGGGUGGCCGAGCCACCAUGCCCCACCCAGCAGGGCCUGGCACCUCCAUCUGGCCUUUCUCUCCAACACCUCAGCACACCUGCCUCCUGGGGUCCAGCUCCGCCCAAGCACCCUUGCCUUUCUCUUUCUCUCUCUGUCUCUCCCUGUGUCUGCCCGUCAGCCUCUUUUUACAUCCAUCCUUCCCUUUGUGUCCUGUCUCCAUGCCCUGUGUCUGUCUCUGUGUCCUGUGUCUGUAUCUCUGAGGCUUAGUCCAGGGCCCUGUCCCUGACCUUCCUGCCAUCACCCUCCCUGCUCCCCCUCUUCUCUGGCCUUGUGUUGGGGACAGGUGUACUUUUUAACCACUGGGCAGGACCCCUCCUCCACAGCCCCUCGCCCUGACCUGUUCUCAGCCUCCUAAAUUAUUGGGUCUGAGGAUGGUCAGCUGUUCUGGACAGUUGAAGGCAAUAAAACAGGACCCUGUGGCUGUGUGGGGCUCCCUCUGGUGUCCA